Molecule: messenger RNA, 1410 nt
Organism: Nicrophorus vespilloides
Lineage: Eukaryota; Metazoa; Arthropoda; Insecta; Coleoptera; Silphidae
Product: facilitated trehalose transporter Tret1-like
Exons: 3
Coding region: 1-1410 (469 amino acids)
Biological process (GO): transmembrane transport
Cellular component (GO): membrane
Molecular function (GO): transmembrane transporter activity
Source: RefSeq, a predicted model, not a curated record
AUGUUCGUAAAAAGUGCAUCAAAUUAUGCUUGGUCUACCCAGGUCAUCGCCGCUAUGGCAGCGACGAUAAAUUCGAUUUCGGAUGGGAUCCACUUCAGCUGGGCCUCACCUGUCAUCCCAAUAUUGUCUUCCAGUGAUUCCCCGAUUCCUAUAACGGAAACGGACGAGCAAUGGCUGGAAUUACUUUAUAUGAUCGGAGGAAUUGCCGGAUUACCUCUGACGAUGUUCGCAGUGGAUAGAUUCGGUAGGAAACGCUCCAUCCUACUCGCUUCCAUCAACAAUUUGCUCUCUUGGAUAAUGAUUGCUUUCGCAACCAACGUAACCACACUGCAUGUGGCCAGAUUUCUCGCUGGUUUAGGAGCCGACGUAGCUUUCGUCGCCAGUCCCAUGUACAUAGCCGAGAUCGCCGAUCAAAAGAUCAGAGGAUUCCUCGUGGCCUCGAUCAAUGUCAUGUUGCUAAUAGGAAUAGUCAUCUGUUACUCGGUGGCACCGUUCGUCUCGAUACAGGUUUCCUCGAUGGUCGGAGCCGCAUUCAUCGUGGCGCAAUUAAUAACUUUGCCAUUCAUGCCGGAAACUCCGUACUACAACUUGUUGAAAGGAAGGGAGGAUGAGGCGGAUGAUUCGCUGCGGUGGUUGCGGAGGAGCGUAGAUGUUAAAGAAGAGAUGGAGCAGAUCAAAGCGGCCGUAGCGAGACAAUCGGCGGAGAGGGGAAAGUUCAAGGACAUCUUCAUCGUCCCCAGCAAUCGCAAAGCGCUAAUCAUAUUGACCGUUCUUAACGUGGCACAGCAUCUCAGCAGUAUAAGCGUCCUGCUGAUGAAUCUUCACACCAUCUUUGAGGAUGCUGAAGGAAUCAUCGAUAAGAACUCUUCAGCUAUAAUCUUCGCUAUCAUCAUGCUUUUAUCCAUGGUGAUAUCCGCUUGCGUUAUGGAUAAAUGCGGAAGAAAACUUCUGUUAAUCACCUCUAGUCUCACAUCUUCAGUAGCUUUGGGCUCUCUCGCUGUUUAUUUAACCUACAAACAUUUAGGUUACGACGUUCUUCCAUACAAUUGGGUUCCUGUUGCCGCAGUUUUCACUUACGCAGCUGCCUUCAGGAUGGGUUUAGGCUCAGUACCCAUCGUCCUCACCGGCGAACUCUUCCCCACGAGCGUCAAAGGAAAAGGCAUGACCCUUUCGGACUUCACCUACGUCUUCUUCGGAGCCAUAACCAUCUACCUUUUCCAGGUGAUGGAGAAGGGCGUGGGCAUGCACGUCGCCUUUUACAUCUUCAGUAUUUCCUGCUCGUUAACCGCCCUAUUCACCGCUCUUUUCAUUCCGGAAACCAAAGGGAAAACGUUAGAGCAAAUCCAGUUAAUUCUCAAAGGAGAGCACGACACUAGAACCGACUGUAUGCAAAUCGUAUCACGCAACUGA